GCGCGCGCCGCUGACGUCAGAAGGCCAUGGCGGCGGCGGCGUUGGAUCCCUGGCAGGCUGCUGCCCCGCGCAGGAAAAGGCGCUCGGCGGCGCGGCGUCCGCGAGGGAGGGAGGCGGCGGCGGGGGGCCUGGACGCCGAACCAGAGACGGACGGCCGAGUCGUGCUUCGUCGCAUCCGGGAGGCCCGGGAGGACCUGCUUCUCUCUGAUUUCUGGAGUCUGGCCCUAGAAACCAUCAACGGCUGUCUGACGAAACAUCUGGAACAACUGAAGGCCCCAGUGGGGACUCUCUCGGAAGUCUUUGGAAACCUGCAUCUCGACUCCUCGCCAGAUGAGUCGGAUGCGGCCCCCGGCUCCCUCCCAGGAGAGACCGUGGUGCCAGGAACCUGCCAUCUGAAGUGUGUAUGCUACGGCCUUGGGAACUUUGCCACCUGCGUCAUGGCUAGAAACCAGCUAACAUUUUUGCUUCUCUUCCUGGAAAAGUGCCAGAUUCCCAGAAGGCACUGCUGGGUGUACGACCCUGUGUUUAGCCAACUAGAAAUUGCAGUUCUGAAUAGCCUCGGUGUGAUUGUCCUCAGUGAGAACGAGGAGGGAAGACGCAGCGUGUGGGGCGAGCCCACCGUCUUUUACAUGCCCCACUGCGGGACGGCCCUGUACAACAACGUCCUGUGGAGCAACUGGUCGGUAGACGCCCUUUCCAAGAUGGUCGUCAUCGGGAACAGCUUCAGGGGCCUUGAGGAAAGGUUGCUGGCAAGGAUUCUGCAGAAAAAUUAUCCCUACGUUGCAAAGGUUAUGCAGGGACUGGAGGAGCUUGGGCUGCCGGAGACGCCACAGUACGCGGACGUAUUCAACGACACCUCCGUCCACUGGUUCCCUGUACAGAAGCUGGAACAGCUCCCCACGGACACGUGGGCAUUUCGGGAAGAACCAGACUAUGGGGACUGUGAGGACCUUGAAAUCAUCAGGAACAAGACAAGAGGUCCUUCGGCUGCUGACCUGAAGUCGCCAUGACAUGGUGCCAGCCGAGGCAGAAGCAGCUGCCCCUGGAGAGGACGGGGGAGGCUCCACAGAGGGAGUGCCGACAGCCCCCUUCUUUGCAGUGGGCCAGGUUGCAGAGCACCGGGAAUAUUCCAUUCAGUUCUCCCCCUUAGACGAGGACGUGCUGUGGAAGGGCUCGGCAUAAAGAUGCACCUCCUGAGCGUGUGUCUUAUGUCCUUUGCUGGCAACCUGACCCGAUAGGGAAUACUCCCGGAUGGAGAGUAAGUACUCUUUCAAGGCCGGUUUCAAACACUGUUUAUUCAUAACCACGUCCGUCUCCAGUGCAUGUGUCCAGCCUGCUGCCCUCUACUUGGCCAUGUCAAUCAGGCUCUGCAGGGAGGUGGGCACCCAGGUCUUCUCGCCCUGGACGAACACCACCCCGCGGUCGAUGUAGAUGACGAUGCGGCCAAAUGUGUAGAGCUGCUUCCCUUCGUGUCGCUUCCCGAUGACCGGCAUGAAGACGAUGUUGUGCUCCUCGGCCUUGGUCUCAAUGAGGUCCUUGAAGUUCAUGGGCACAGAGCUGGCGGCCACGCCGAUGCCCCUCUGGGCCAUGUUCUCAGCCUCCCGUCGCUCCUGCAUGGCCUCGUACUGGAAGUCCUUCCUCCUCUCCGUGUGGGUGAGGUAGGCAAUGUUCUCCCGUGCCCCGGGCUGCAUGUAGGCACCUGGGAGACGGGAGGGGAGGGGGGGGAGUGAGGACAGGUGUUGCGACACACAGAGAAACAGAGACUGCUUUGGCAAAACCUGCCUGUGACUCUGUGAAGGGUGGCGGGGCCUUGGGGGCACAGAGAACUGAGACGGACACUAAGCACCUUCCGGGAAGCUCGGGCAGCUGUCCGCCGCCACAAGAAAACUGGAAUGAUGUAUAAUAACCAGAGAGAUGCUGAACAUAAAAUACCACAAGAGAUUCAUCCUCCCAGGGCCGGAAACCUUGACAGCACACGGCCUAGCCUAGUUCUAUUUUCAAUGUCUCCAUACAGGCCCGGCCCCGGAAGGAUUCAGAAUGCAACUGGGGAGCCAAAACAGCUGCUGAAGGACAGCACGGGGCCCCAAAUGCCCGGUGCAGAGGGGUGUGGACGGGAACGGCUCUGGGAGGUGGCCUGGGCCUGGGGUGGCUGAGGAAGAGUUUCUAGAGAGGGUGGAAAAGGGAACAGCCCCCUGAAGGACCUGGGUAAGUAAAGAGCACAGAAGUACACCCACCUCAUUAAACAGAACGUAUAACCUACGAACUCAAUUUUUGUGGAACAGACUCAGUCAAAGGAUUAAAGGCUCAGGAAAUAGAAACUACAACCCUAGCUGUCACUCUGGCUGGGUAACCUUGAACAAGCUCUCGGCCCUGAGGAGCUUAUCUGGGAGGCAGCGCUGGCCUGGGUCCUCUGGUGGCCUUCACGUGGAGACUCAAGCACACUGACACAGGACUGACGGACCUGGUCGGGAGCUGGGGACGGAUAUUAAGUGGACAGGCACCUGCCUGCUGCGGAGACAGCAGAGACCCCGCCCUCCAAGUGCGACACGCACACUGUAGCUCACUCCAUCCCUGGAAGUGCGCAUUCGGCCUGUUUCACAAGGAAACAGAAUGGGCCAGGCGGGCUUAGCAACUGCUACGUGUCAGGCUGUGCUCCGGCUCCUGGUCGGGGGGCCAUCACGCCUGAACAGCACACACAGCUGUUCACGGAGGCAUGCCGGUGAACGUGAAAAGCCACACGGCAGUGAUCGCGAGGGUGGCCCCAGAGGUAGGCCCCCCUACAGUGAAUCCAGCCACAGUCAAACUCGGGUCAGGGGCAGAUGCCCCUCCCAGUGCCGGGAGUGCUGGGCAGCGUGUGCUGGCUAACCGUGUAACAGGGUCUGCUGGGCGAGUGUCCGCGUUGGAGCGGGCCGCCCACAGGGACUUGAUUCCGCGUCAUUUACGUGAUCAGAAGCACAGCGCUCAGGGCCAGGAUGUCCAAAGCAGACUCUCCACUCACCAACGUUGGAGGACACUGCCCUGUUCAUGAUAUCGAGCGCUUCGUUGAAUUUGUCCUUGACGGAUGGGUGUGCCAGCACUUGAUCUGAGAACAUGGACUUCCAGCCCAGGUACCACUUGGUGAUCUCCUCGUAAUUUGGGCUGUUACUAAGCCAAGAGCACAGCACCUGCCAAAAAGACAACAGGAACCAUGCAUCCAUUAGGCAGAACUUCAAAGGGACCUUUUACUUUUGUUCUGAUUGUGGUCCUGCAAGCUGGUGACACUUGUAGGGGUUUAUAGGGGCUGAACAGUCUGGCAUUUAGACGGUGGAAUUUGGAGUCAGCUUGGCAGCUAAGUGCUUUGAACGUAAACUCCCUGAACCGCAUCCGCCCGUCUAAACAAGACGCCAGUCCCUACCCCCGAGUUUCUGUGUGAGGAGUGGAGGUGACGCACAUCAAGUACUUUGCAUCUGGCACAUGGCAAGCGUCCAGUAAAUGCUGGUUUUACUAUUCCUGCUUAUUUCUGUUACAUAUCACAGCUCUGUCAUCUGACAGUUGUCCAAGGAUCAAGCUCCUAGUCAGACCUUGGCAGAAAACUGAGUGAAGCCUCUCUGCCUCCAGCCCAUCCCUCAGAAGACACAGCAAAGCAGGGUGUACCUGAAGCCACUUGGGGAAGAAGUGCUUUUCGAGAAGCCCCACCAGGCUGGAGACGGAGAUCAUCCCUUCCCAGUCGAUGACCCAGUAAAAAGCAUCCAUGUGCUGCUGGUGAGGGUUAAUGACUAAUUCCCCAAGACACAUCCCUGCAAAAGAAGCCCGGUCUUUAAGGCAAAGCCACAGAAGCACAAAGGGCAAACUCUCCAGCAGACAACGCUGGUCGUUAAUCCAUUUCUAUACAUCAAUCCCAAGCUCUUGAUAGGGCAACUCUUAAAAACCAUUUUCCUCUAUAACCCAGAAAUACUGUAUAUUUAAAAUCAAACACCACAAAAAAAGGCAGAACGCCAACGUUUCUCAUGUUACCAGAAGCCCAAACGAGACCAGUUAGGAACCAAGAGGCACGGGGGCUCUGAUGUCCCUGAUGCCAGAAGAACCCCGGGCACGUUUAUAUCCCAGCUCUGUGCACGAAGCGGCACUCGUGGUAAGCAGCACCAUGUGCCGGGCUCUCUCACGGAGCUCCAAGAGCGGGUCUUACAGGGCACGGAUCACGUCGCCGCUGGCCACAGACACCGCGGUGCCACGGCCGCUGGACCUAACGCACCUUCCCCGUGUGCUCACCCAGCUUGGGCACUAUGUUCUUGACCAUGAAUGCCUCCCAGGAGCCAGGGGUGAAGACGUCUUUCCAGGGCUGGAGGAUGAGCUUGGCCGAGGAGUCGCUGGGGUGCCACUUCUGCAGGGCGCUGGACAGCUUGCUGCGGAUGGGGGAGUAGAGCGGCUCCAGGCGCGCCUGCAUGAGGGGGAGCCACGGGUGGACCCACGAGUGGAUGGGCACGGUGUCCGUCAGCGGGUUCCAGUUUUCCACCUGCGGGAGCAGUUCACGAUGCGCCGUGCGGUCAGUGGCACGGAGGCCGAGUGCUCCCCUGGCCAAGGCCCACGGGCCCCUCUGCACGACCAAACUGACACACCCACACAACUGCGGGAGGUCUCACAAACGGCACAAAUUCUAAUUAGAGAAACCAAAGAGAUGAAUUCCCUGCUAGGGGACUCUGGGGGAGAAGUGCCGACAAAAGGGCCGGAGUUGCCCGCAGGACAGCAGCUGUGUCAGCAGAUUCUGUCAAUCCCAGGCCCUCCGACAGCACUGAGGGACUGGAGAGGUGCCCCAGGUCCCUGCCGACGGCUGCCCCCUGCGGCUCUGGGCCCUACCUCCUUCUGCAGCUUGGGGAAGAUGAGCUGGUCCAGUAUGUUAUCUAAGAUCCACACGGGAAUAAUGUGCACCCAGCUGUCCAAGAAGUCCACCAUCGGGUCACAGUUCCUCGGCUGCCAUUGAGUGACGAUAUUUCGAACAAAUGGCAUCCAGACUUCCCAUAUCAGCCUGCGGGGGAAAGGCGAGGGCGGGAUGGCGGCACCGAUGGGGUUUCAAAGCAGACAAAGUCCACCGCCAGCAGCCCUCCAGAAUAAGAAAGAAAGCGGCACGGACGUCCAGGCACACCAAACCACCAGGCCAGCCCCCAGACUGCCCGGACCUGCGCCUGCCUCCCCCUUGCCCUGCCAGCCGCCUGCUCACCCCCCCAGGCCUGUCUCCCCGGCAGAGCUCACCUGCUCGGCAGCGAUGCUGCGGGGGCACAAAGGUCCCCUCUCCAGGGACUGCAGGCCUUCCCACCUGGAGCUCUGACGCCUCACCUCUCGGGUCACAGCUUCAACGUCCCUCCUCUCAGAGACCUCCACCUCCAACUACUCCCGGCCCCCAAGGAGGCAUGUGUCCCGGCUUUAUUUGUACGCUUCCUUACCCCCACCUACCUCUCCCAUUCCCCGCACACUGAGGCUGGCCGCCACCUGGCACAGCACGGCCCUGACAGACACGUGACAAGCACGGUGUGAGCGAGCGGACUCCUGGAACGGGGCCGGCACGCGCGGAGGAGGCGGUAGAGGCCAGUCCCCGCCUUCCCCAGUGGGAUCGUCCCCCCGCCCGUGCCCAGUACCUGUGAAAGGCGUCCGCCGAGAGGUCCUGCCCACCGUGAGAUAAGAGCUGGUCAUUCUCAAGGAGGCUCUUCCACCUGGAGAUGACCUCCGUGCCGUACGCGCAGUCCUGGGGAGAGACGCAGCCAUCAGCCGAGCUCCCUGCCCCGUGCGGCCCUUCCAGGCCGGGCCCAUCCUGCCAGCCACUCACCUUGAGCGGGUCCCACUCCUUAAAGUACUCCUUCACGAGCGGGUAGACGAUGGCCACAGCCAGGUCCACACGGUCGGACAUCCGGUACUCCUCGUAGUACUUGUCCUGCAGAGUCUCGAAGAUGCGGGCGCACUCGUCCAGGGUGAGGGGGUCGCCGCAGGCGGGCUGCAUGCGCCGCUCGCACUCCUCCACCAUCUCCAGGACCUUGCUGAGGUUGGCGAUGACCCGCUCCUCGUGCUCCAGGACCUCCGACAUCUUCUCCAGCUCGUGUGACAGGUUGACCACCAUGUCGCGCUCGUACUGCAGCUGCCGGUCACUCUGGAUGAUCUCCUGCUCCGUAAGGUCGAUGAGCAGCUGCAGGUUGUGCUCCAGCUCGGGCAGCGCAAAGCCCGGCGCCUUGGCCUCUUUGCCGGGCAGCGGCAGCGGCUGGGACUGCGGCGGCAGCCCGUCGUCGGGGAUGCUGUGCUUGUGGCUGAUCUGGCUGUAGCUGUAGUAGACCUUCUGCUCCCGGCCGGUCAUGUCGAUGACCUGGGGGAAUGCGGCAGGGGGGACCCGGGUCAAGGCUCACCAUUGCUGCCCUGGGACAGUGCGCGCCAGGCCGGGCGAGGGCAGGGCGCCGGGGCAGGUGCUCACGAACCACACGCUACGGCAAGGCCAGGAGGGCGGUGUUUCCCAAAGUGGAGCCCCUGCCGCACAGACAGGACGGUCAGGGACGGAAGCACCGCGUGCAACCAGCAGCUCCAGACUCGGUCCCUCUGGACAAGAUGGACAAGGCUUUCUAGGAAAAGCCGUGAAACUGCAGUGCAGACAACUCAGCUGAGGUGAAAAUCUAUUGCCAUGCAUAGUAGAGGCUGUACUGAUCAAAGCGGGUAAUAAAACACGUAUGAUCAAAAUAUCACACUUGCUGUAAGAAAAAUGCAUAUUUAGGCAGACAGAUCUAGAAGGACGUGCAUCAAGAUGUUAAAACUAGUCGCCUAUAGGAAGGAAGGAAAAGAAUACUUUUGCCUCUGUAUUUUCUAAUUGUCUAGAAGGUACCACACCCUGCUCCGUAAUAAUACAAAAGUUGUAUUUUGAUUUGAAAACAAAACGUCAAAAAAAGUUACCGGACCAAGGCAACCUAGGUGAGCAUUUUGAGAAAAUAGGGGAAACUGGUCUAUACUGGAAUAUAAACCGUACUGAAACACAGUGACCCAUCAGCACUUGAAGUAACAGUACGACCC
Panthera uncia (snow leopard) is the source of this 7017-nucleotide messenger RNA. RefSeq names its product SRR1 domain containing (gene SRRD). Gene Ontology annotation, cellular component: nucleus; cytoplasm. The coding region runs from base 27 to 1010 and encodes 327 amino acids. The transcript is spliced from 7 exons. The record is from RefSeq and is a predicted model, not a curated record. Lineage: Eukaryota; Metazoa; Chordata; Mammalia; Carnivora; Felidae. Gene Ontology annotation, biological process: microtubule-based process.